ACUAAACCUUAGUUGAUCCCCAACAACAACAACAAAAAGGAUAAAAAAGUUGUCUUCUCUUUCUCUCUCUAGAAACUUAAUAAAUACCUACCCAACUUAGAAGAGGAAACUAACUAAUUCUUCUUCCACUUAUAAGAUUCUGAAUAUUCUUCAAACUAGAGAGAUAGAACAAAAACAUCAUGAUCUGCGGAAAAGAAGAAAACCAAGGAAGUGAUUUACAAUCACUCCACGACCAUCUUCUCUUUCACCAGAUGCAACAACAAAACAUGAUCAAUUUCCCAUCAGAAAUCUUUCCUCCAUGGUCUCUUCCUCCUGUCCGUGACCAUGAUCCUUUCCUUCUCCCUCCACCAUACGGACAAGCAAAUCUAUUCAACCGCAAGAUGCAGUUCGGUUAUGACUACUCCCCUUCUCAGUCCGACCAUCAUCUCAGAAUGAUUUCCGAGUCAUUAGGGCAUGUUGUUCAGGGCGGCGGCGGCGGCGGAUCUGUCCCGUUUGGAUUGGGAGCCGAGCUGGGGAAGAUGACAGCUCAAGAGAUAAUGGAUGCUAAAGCUUUGGCGGCUUCUAAGAGCCACAGUGAAGCCGAGAGAAGGCGUCGAGAAAGAAUCAACAAUCAUCUUGCUAAACUUAGGAGCUUACUUCCUAGCACUACUAAAACAGAUAAAGCUUCCUUGCUAGCUGAAGUGAUACAACAUGUUAAAGAGCUUAAACGCCAAACAUCCCUUAUCGCAGAGACAAGCCCGGUCCCUACCGAGCUAGAUGAGCUUACAAUCGAUACUGCGGACGAGGAUGGUCGUUUCGUGAUUAGGGCAUCGUUGUGUUGUGAAGACAGGUCGGACCUAUUGCCUGACCUAAUCAAAACCCUAAAAUCACUCAGGCUAAGAACAUUGAAGGCCGAUAUCACAACUCUAGGGGGGCGUGUUCGGAAUGUAUUGUUCAUCACGGGCGAAGAGGAUCAUGAUCAGGAUUUGUCGUCUCUGGAUUGUUAUAACGAUCAAUAUUCGAUAAGUUCAAUUCAAGAGGCACUCAAAGCAGUUAUGGAGAAGGCUAAUGGUGGUGGUGGUGAACAUCAUCAGCAGCAUGAUACUUCAUCGUCUGGAAGUGUGAAGAGGCAAAGAACCAACAACGUUAACAAUGUGAAUAUCCUUUGAUCAGCAAUGAUAAUAAUAAAUAUAUUAUAAUUACUAUUAUUAGGUCCUUUUGAAUAUUUUUAAGUUCUAAAGGCCUGCAGCUAGCUUGUCUUAAUUAUUUCUUUUUCCUUGGCUUUGUGUGCGCUUUCUUUCUUUCUUGUGAUGGUUUUGGUAAUUAGGUUAUUUUCAAAUAGGGAGAAUGGAUAUGGUGGGUUGUCCAUAUAUCUAUUAUCUAUGUAUUCUCUUCUAAAUAGAGAGAUACAUAUAGAGAAAAAUGGACCAUUAUAUAUAUAUUGGGAUUUGGUAUGAGAUAAUUUAAACAGAUUAUCAAAACA
This is a messenger RNA of Impatiens glandulifera, 1462 nucleotides long. RefSeq names its product transcription factor bHLH30-like. Bases 180 to 1148 code for a protein of 322 amino acids. Lineage: Eukaryota; Viridiplantae; Streptophyta; Magnoliopsida; Ericales; Balsaminaceae. The transcript has 2 exons. Gene Ontology annotation, molecular function: protein dimerization activity; DNA-binding transcription factor activity. The record is from RefSeq and is a predicted model, not a curated record. Gene Ontology annotation, biological process: regulation of DNA-templated transcription.